Messenger RNA from Mercenaria mercenaria, 1470 nucleotides. RefSeq names its product tektin-2-like. Bases 123 to 1391 code for a protein of 422 amino acids. Gene Ontology annotation, cellular component: microtubule cytoskeleton; nucleus. NCBI's taxonomy places the organism in Eukaryota, Metazoa, Mollusca, Bivalvia, Venerida, Veneridae. Gene Ontology annotation, biological process: cilium assembly; cilium movement involved in cell motility. The record is from RefSeq and is a predicted model, not a curated record. The transcript has 6 exons.
GCAACGAUACAAUUUGCAGCAGUAACUGCACCAUAGAACAGAAGGUAAUUAUCGGACAUUUUCAAUGUAAAUAAGCAUUCCUUUACACUUUUAGCAUAUCACGAAGAUAGUAACACAAGAUCAUGGCAACAGAGGUGCGUUCUUCUGUGAGGCAUCAGCCUACUGAUUGGUUCACAAACAGUUAUUCAAUAUCAACAAAUGCUGAACGACAGCGUGAAGCCUCACACCAGACCAGACAAGAGAGCAGAUAUCUUAGAAAUGAAACUGAUAAUCAGACCAAAUGGGAUCAGCAUUCAAAUAAUGUCAGAUUAUCUGACAGGGUUGAUGUAAUCCGUAAAUGGAAAGAAAUCCUUGAGAAGACACUAGCAGAUAUUGACAAAGAAAUUGCUGAUCUCUCUGAAGCAAAAGAGCUCACUGAGCAAGCCCUUGAAGCUAAAAACCUGCCAACAGAUGUUGCAAUUGAUUGUUUAACCCUCAGAGAGGGAAGACAAGAUAUCGACAUUGUUGAAGAUGAGGUAGAAAGUCAGCUUCAUAAGGAAGUCGAAGUGAUUGAUGGCAUCAAGAAAUUGCUGCAGCAGAGGAUCGGUGAAGGGUUUGAGCAGCUAUGCCUUCUACAAGAGGCUCGGCAACAGCUCCAGGCUGACCUCCAGGACAAAAAUAUUGCCCUCGGUAUAGAUGUAGAACAGUACAAUCUUACAGACAGGUCUCCAAACAUAAGCUACAAGCCUGACUCUCUAAGAGUCCCUAAAGGGAGUACAACACCACAGCAAUGGGAAGAUUUCAGUCGGUACAACAAAGAACGUGCAGAGGCCGAGAUGCAAGCUUCUACCCGUCUCCGUGAGGCCAUCCAUCACACACUCCAGCAGACAGACAACGAUCUUGAGGCUCAGAAAAUUGCUACAGAGUAUGCUUUCAGACGUAGAAUCCAUGAGUUUGAACGUGCUAGAGAUGAACUCGAGUGGCAGAAGAAAAAUACAGAGGAGGAGAUAGCCGAGUUGGAGAAUGACAUCCGGGGAAUUGAGGAGGCAAUACGUGCCAAGAUCAACCCAACAAAAUUAGCUCAGACCCGUCUUGAGAAUCGUACAUAUAGACCAAAUGUAGAGUUGUGUCGGGAUGCUCCACAAUAUGGUUUGACCGAUGAGGUCAAGCAGCUGGAAGCUACAAAACGUGCUCUGGAGGAAAAACUUAGACAAGCAAAACAUGCAUUGGAUGGUCUCUACAACAACCUGCACCGAAUCAAUGACGACUUGGCCCAGAAAAACAACAGCCUUGACCUUGAUAACAAAUGUAUGGAUGUUAGACAGAAGCUAAAUACCCGUCCACAAACCACCAUGGAAAGAAACCUUACAUUGACGGGAAUUGAGCGUGAAAGAUCAAAGAUUUUGGCAUAAUUAUUGAACUUACAUAAAAAAGAAAUUUUUAGUUUUUUCACAUUUGGAGCAUUUUUAAAUAAAUAAUUUGUAUUACAUA